Molecule: messenger RNA, 1098 nt
Organism: Histoplasma capsulatum G186AR
Lineage: Eukaryota; Fungi; Ascomycota; Eurotiomycetes; Onygenales; Ajellomycetaceae
Exons: 2
Coding region: 1-1098 (365 amino acids)
Source: RefSeq, a predicted model, not a curated record
AUGGCGAAGGUCUGCUUCCCUCGUCAUCUCCGCCAAACCAGCAUCUUCCACGCCCAGUCCCGGUCCCCACAUGCGGCCCAGGUCACCCCGCUACGUCCUCCGACGGUGCAUCUCUGUGACUUUCGCCAUGCCGAUAAAGACGUUCCCCGUAGAUAUCUAGCUCAUAUCCGCCGCGAUGACUCAGAGUUAGACCUCGUGCGGCUCACGCCGGUUUACUUCUCUGCCAACAGGCCUCAGAGAUGGAGUAUGGGGUUGGGUAAUGGCAAUGAUAACGGAGAGUAUAAACCGUUAGAUGAACGGAUAUUGAAGCUGGGAAAAACUCUUCGCAUCCUCUCCUCCCAUCUUCCAGGCAUCCUUGUCAAUCCUCUACCACAAGAGAUCCUUUCUCCGAAUAUAUCGCUACAUCUAUUCCCUUCGACACACCCUCACCUCCCCAUGGUAAAGGGCAGAGUACCCUAUCGCGCUGCUUUGUGGACUGCCCCAGUAGCCUGGGGAAGUGUCCCAAUAGUCGGCAACGUCCGGCUAGAUAUCAUAAGCGAACGAAUGGUGAAUUCCCCAUCCAUUGCGGAAUACGAUGAAGAGCACAAAUACGGUGAUGAGAAGCUAGUAGUUCGCUGGCGAACUGAAGGAGGCAAGACAGAUUCUCCCGGCUACUUUGGAAAAUCGAGUCCUAAAGAAUCUCCACCGUUCACCAAUGGAGAAGCUACGACGAAUAACUCUUCCACAACCAACAAAGAUAUGAGAACUAGUAGUGAAACGCAAUCAGCGCUGUCCUCCUCAUCGAAUGGAACAAAUCGUGGUCUCAGCAAGCUGUUAGGCGGAGACGCACCGAUUUUUAAACUAGGUCAAGAGGAACAGUUUAGCGGGCUGUUCAUCUUCUUGUUUGAUGACGAGGGCCGUAUCGCCAGUCAUACCAUUGAACAUGCCGAUGAAAGCAAUGGAUGGGACAGAACGGCGAGGGUUGUCACACUGACGGACUGGCUGCUUGGGAAGGCCAAAUGGCCCGGAUCCAGAGGCGAUGCUGGCGCAACACCCGCACUCGCUGUCGGUCUAGAUCUUUCGCGGGAUGACAAAAUGCUGUUCAAAAACAAAUCUUGA